GCUCAGCAGCAUCAUGGCGGCUGUGCUGCAGUGAGGUGCUGACGUCAGAAUUAUGCCCAUGCACGCAUAUGCUUCAACUUUUUAGCAAGAAGAAAAAAACAAAACAAAACAAACGAAACAAAACUAAGAAAAAAAAAACUAAAAUAAAAUUAUCAUGUCUCGCCACAGGAAUGUUCGAGGGUAUAAUUACGAUGAAGAUUUUGAGGAUGACGACAUUUAUGGACACUCGGUGGAUGAUGACUACUGCAUCUCACCCGCUACGGCUGCUCAGUUCAUUUACUCGCGGCAGGACUCGAGGCAGCGGCAGGUAGAGCCGCUGGAGGAGGAGGAGGAACACGAGGAAGAGGUGGAGAUGCCGACCUCGCCCAUGGUCACGCAGAUGCUCGACCCGAUGACACAAGGUAAGCUCUACUCCUGUUUGGACCAGAUGAGGACGGUGCUGGGCGACUCAGUCCCCGACUCCACACUGAGCGAGGCGGCGAUGAAGUACGACUGCGAUCCCCAGCGAGCUCUCGACUCCAUCCUGUCUGCAGAAAGUAGCAGCAAGCAGACGACCGCGCCCAAAACCUGCCCUCCAUCACAGAAAGCCAAACCCCGUGAGCUUCCCGAGACCCGUCUCGAAUCCGAAGUGCUUCCGAAAGUGGCCCGGAUGACCGUCUCUGGAAAGAAGCAGACCAUGGGCUUCGACGUGCCAAGCUCAGAGGAGAAUGGAGUCACCCCGUCCGUACGCACAGGUCCGAGCCCAGACGUGACGGCGCCAGCAGCUCCGGAGACUCCGUCUAAAGCGGCGUGUGCGACCGAGGACCCGGCAACCCCGGCGCCACCCCGGUCCACCAGCAAAUCCAAACAGCAGCGCAACAUCCGCACCGAGCUGGAGCAGAGGCAGGGCGGGAAACCGCUUCUCAACCUGGUCGUCAUAGGACACGUGGACGCCGGGAAGAGCACGCUCAUGGGUCACCUCCUAUACCUGCUGGGGAACGUGAAUAAACGCACCAUGCACAAAUACGAGCAGGAGGCCAAGAAAGCCGGCAAGGCGUCUUUUGCUUACGCCUGGGUGCUGGACGAGACCGGAGAGGAGCGAGACAGAGGAGUGACCAUGGACGUGGGCAUGACCAAGUUUGAGACCGGCUCCAAAGUCGUGACGCUGAUGGAUGCCCCAGGACACAAAGACUUUAUUCCUAACAUGAUCACUGGAGCGGCACAGGCAGACGUGGCCGUGUUGGUGGUGGACGCCAGUCGGGGAGAGUUCGAGGCCGGGUUCGAGGCAGGCGGUCAGACCAGAGAACACGCUCUCCUCGUACGAUCCCUCGGCGUCACCCAACUCGCUAUCGCUGUCAACAAGAUGGACCAGGUGAACUGGCAACAGUCGAGGUUCCAAGAAAUCACUUCCAAACUCGGCCAGUUUCUCAAGCAGGCCGGGUUCAAGGACUCAGAUGUGUAUUACGUCCCCACCAGCGGUCUGUCAGGACAGAAUCUCACCACCAGAAGCACCGAAGCUGCCCUCAGUGCCUGGUACAAAGGCCCAAGUCUGCUGGAACAGAUAGACUCGUUCAAAGCACCUCAGAGAUCAGUCGAGAAGCCCUUCAGACUCUGCGUGUCAGACGUCUUUAAAGAUCAGGGUUCUGGCUUCUGCGUGUCCGGGAAAAUCGAAGCCGGCUUCGUACAGACAGGCGACCGAGUGCUGGCCAUGCCUCCCAACGAGACCUGCACUGUGAAAGGUAUCAGUCUUCACGAUGAGGCGUUAGACUGGGCGGCCGCCGGUGACCACGUCAGUCUGACCGUCACAGGGAUGGACAUUAUAAAGAUCAAUGUCGGCUGUGUUUUCUGUGACCCCAAGGAGCCCAUCAGGGCCUGCACUCGCUUCCGAGCCAGAAUCCUUCUGUUUAACAUUGAAUUCCCGGUUACACAAGGAAUCCCUGUGCUGUUGCACUACCAGACAGUGAGUGAGCCUGCCACCAUCAGGAAGCUCGUCAGUGUGUUACACAAAACCAGCGGCGAGGUUCUGAAAAAGAAACCCAAAUGUUUGGGUAAAGGUCAGAACGCUGUGGUGGAGAUUCAGACUCAGAGACCUGUGGCUCUGGAGCUCUAUAAGGACUAUAAAGAACUCGGCCGCUUCAUGCUGCGCUAUGUCGGCUCCACCAUCGCUGCUGGGGUCGUCACAGAGAUCAAAGAAUAAACUGCAGCCGCACCCAGGACGUCCUUCAGGACAUGCUAACUGGACUGAGGAGCCACCGAACAGAAGUGCAGUUCCACCGCUAAACUGAAAGUCAUUCAAACGCACACACACGCACGCACACACACACACACGCAUACACAUAUAUUCAUCCUGAUCAUAUCCGCUCUUGUCUAAAACAAGUCCCACCCAAAGUCUCUGUGUCUGCAUGCCUCCGAUCCCCUUCCUUGUCUCACGAGUGGCUCUUUAACACCACACAAGCACAGUUUGUUUGACGUCUCUGAUGAACAAACUGAAAAACAGCAUUUUGAUUAUUUGACUAUUUUACGUAGCUUAAUUUAAAUCUUAAUUUGGCUAAAAAAAAAAUAUUUAAAAAAGCUAGUAGGGGGAAAAAGGCCAAUUCACCCUAAAUGAGGUGACAUGUUUUAAGGGUGCUUUUUUUUUGUUUGUUUGUUUGUUUUUGUUCUUGUUUGAGUCUAUUUAUGAAUUCUUCAUCAAGGGCUUUGGCAUCUCAGAACCAAAUAUGAUAAUAUGCAUUGUUAUUUCAAGACACCUUUCUCUGGUAUUCAGUGUUGCUGAUUAAUCCUGUGACUGAAUGGAAAUGAACAGCCUGCUCAGGCCUGCACUUAUGUUUAACAACAUCAACAAAAAAAAAGUUAAUAAAAACAACAAUCUUAAACUGUGCAACUAAUGUAACACUACCGAUCUGAGCCGGGAGAAGGAGGUUUAAGCAGGCCAGGCGCACAUUGGUCAGGGUUCUCCUGGGGAGAGGACGAGCUGAAGCACCUGAAGAACGUGUCUGAACUCAUAAGAAACUCUGGCAGGAGGGAAACGUAUUUAAAUUGCUGUUUGGGGUUUAAUGAAGCUGAACUUGUCGAAACAUCUGAAUGCUGCUUCGGUAUGAAAAUAAAGUCAUCUAAAUGGCU
Molecule: messenger RNA, 3099 nt
Organism: Clarias gariepinus (North African catfish)
Lineage: Eukaryota; Metazoa; Chordata; Actinopteri; Siluriformes; Clariidae
Gene: hbs1l
Product: HBS1-like translational GTPase
Exons: 18
Coding region: 155-2176 (673 amino acids)
Biological process (GO): translation
Molecular function (GO): GTP binding; GTPase activity
Source: RefSeq, a predicted model, not a curated record